Molecule: messenger RNA, 1731 nt
Organism: Sabethes cyaneus
Lineage: Eukaryota; Metazoa; Arthropoda; Insecta; Diptera; Culicidae
Exons: 4
Coding region: 1-1731 (576 amino acids)
Source: RefSeq, a predicted model, not a curated record
AUGGCGACCAAUCAGGCAUUAGGAAGUGCUGGAGUUCCGCAACAACCAAGCGUCACGGAUGCUAUAAUACAGAUCCUGAACAACCAGCACGCGCUCAUGGCGCAGCUUUCACACAGCGUGGCGGAAACGCAGGUUGCCAUUUCAAAGCUGUCUCGCGAUGAAACCGUACUGGAUUCCCUGGCAAGCAACAUGGUGGAAUUCGCUGAUCUUUUCGAUAAGGAUGCCGACAAGCUGGACGACGCUGCUAAGGUACGACUCUUCCUACGCAAAUUGAGCCCACCGAACCACGAGCGCUACAAUAGCUUCAUUUUACCUAAACUCGCUCGUGAAUUCACCUUCACUGAAACGGUAGAAAAGCUAAAAUCUCUGUUCGGUGCGUCCACUUCCAUCUUUCGCCGGCGCUACAACUGUCUCCAGACAACCAAGGAGGAUAGUGAGGAUUAUCUCGCCUACUCAUGUAGGGUGAACAAAUCCUGCGUCGACUUCAAACUGUCAGAGGUCACCGAAGAGCAAUUCAAGUGCCCGACGUUUGUGUGUGGCCUCAAAUCAAAGCAGGACGCUGAGAUAAGGAUGCGGCUAAUUAACAAGCUAAACGAAGCUGCGGAUCUCACUCUUCAACAAGUGGUCGAGCAAUGUAAUAACCUGGUUAACCUCAAAAUGGAUACCGUUAUGGUGGAAAACCCGCCGACUGUGAAUUUCGUUCAUCGCAACCAGCAGCAGUCUAGGCAUCGAUCAACCAGCAGUACACCAUCGCAGCACAGAGAACAGAUUAACAGCGUUCCGAGCAAGCGCGACCCCACGAAACACAGGAAGAAAAGAAACCGUGAGCAGUCAACAAAAACGGUGACAGUGCGGAACAUCCAUCAAAGUCGGAAAUUCAUCGACGUGCAGCUCAAUGGUGUCCCUCUCCGGCUGCAACUGGAUACUGGGUCGGACAUAUCCAUCAUCUCGCACCAGUCUUGGGUCAAACUUGGUCGGCCAAGAACACAGCCAGCAUUGUGCCGAGCCAAAACAGCGUCUGGGGAGCCACGCGACAUCGUUUCCGAGCUGCAGUGUAGCAUAACCCUCAACAACAUCACCAGAGAGGGCAUUGAUUUGAUGGACCAGUUCGGUCUAUGGAAUCAACCGAUCACUGCAUUCUGCAACCAAGUUGCCAUUCAGCAGACUCAGGAUGUUUCCGAUCUCCGCGCCCGUUUUCCCGACGUGUUCACUACGAAAAUGUGCCUGUGUAACAAAACACCGAUACAAUUGGUGCUGAAGGACAACUUUAAACCGGUGCUUCGACCAAAACGACCGGUUGCCUACAGCAUGCAGAGUGUUGUGGAAGAAGAACUGCACCGGUUGGAAAGUCUUGGAAUCAUCAAAAAAGUUGACUUUUCCAACUGGGCGGCACCAAUAGUGGUCCUACGGAAGCCGAACGGAACAGUUCGCAUAUGCGCAGAUUACUCGACUGGGUUGAAUGCUGCGCUAGAGCCGAAUUGUUAUCCACUUCCCCUGCCUGAAGACAUCUUUACAAAAAUGGCCAACUGCAGGUACUUCAGCCACAUUGACCUGUCGGACGCCUACCUCCAGGCGCAGGUCGAUGAAGCAAGUCAACCGCUUCUUACAAUCAACACGCACAAAGGUCUCUACCAGUACUCUCGAUUGUCGCCUGGCAUAAAAUCAGCUCCGGGGGCAUUUCAGCAAAUAAUGGAUGCCAUGCUCGCCGGUCUAGAAUGCACCGCUGGUUAG